AUUCGCGUUGACAGGCAGCGAAAGCAACAGCAGCAGCCCAGCAGCAGCCCUCCUCCCUCCUGUCCCUCCCUGCACACACACACAGCCCUGGAGGAAGGAAAGCCAAUAGCAGAGAGCAGGGCGCAAAGCAGCAGCAGACACAGACCAGAAAUAAGGAAGGAUCGCAGCUUCUCUGCACAGGCAUCAUGUGGGUCUGUCUGUAAGAGGGGUGGGGGGGACAGAUCCCCUCUCCUUCCCUCCCCCACCCCACUCCCCCUUCAACACAGGCAUACACAGAGACGCGCACACCGACAAGGAAGAGGAGGCGAGAGAGCCGCAGAGGCCGCGGGAAUAAUAAGAGAAUUGAUUGUGAAAAAAGAAAGCAGAAGAAAUAUUUCCUGGCCAAGAUGGCGGACUUGGAGGCUGUGCUCGCUGAUGUGAGCUACUUGAUGGCUAUGGAGAAAAGUAAAUCUACACCAGCAGCCAGAGCAAGCAAGAAGAUCGUACUACCUGAGCCGAGCAUCCGCAGUGUUAUGCAGAAAUACUUGGAAGACCGGGGUGAGGUGACAUUUGACAAGAUAUUUUCCCAGAAGAUUGGAUUCCUGCUGUUUCGAGACUUCUGCUUGAAUCAGGUGGAGGAGGCCAAACCACUGGUGGAGUUCUAUGAAGAGAUCAAAAAGUAUGAAAAGUUGGACUCCGAGGAAGAUCGAGCUAUUAAGAGCCGCCAGAUCUUUGACAUGUACAUCAUGAAGGAACUGUUGUCCUGCUCUCAUCCGUUCUCCAAGACCGCCACAGAGUAUGUGCAGAGCCGCCUCAGCAAGAAGCAAGUGCCACCAGACCUCUUCCAGCCAUACAUUGAAGAGAUCUGCCAGCGCCUUCGUGGGACUAUCUUCCAGAGAUUCAUUGAGAGUGACAAGUUCACACGCUUUUGCCAGUGGAAGAAUGUGGAGCUGAAUAUCCAUUUGACCAUGAAUGACUUCAGCGUCCAUCGGAUCAUUGGGCGUGGUGGCUUUGGCGAAGUCUAUGGCUGCCGGAAAGCAGACACAGGCAAAAUGUAUGCCAUGAAAUGUCUGGAUAAGAAGCGAAUUAAAAUGAAGCAGGGAGAGACCCUGGCCCUGAACGAGCGCAUCAUGCUGUCACUUGUCAGCACUGGGGAUUGCCCCUUCAUCGUGUGCAUGUCAUAUGCCUUCCAAACACCUGACAAGCUCAGCUUCAUCCUGGACCUCAUGAAUGGGGGUGACCUACAUUACCACCUCAGCCAGCAUGGGGUCUUCUCCGAGACUGAGAUGCGUUUCUAUGCAGCAGAGAUCAUCCUGGGGCUGGAGCACAUGCACAACCGCUUUGUGGUGUACCGUGACCUCAAGCCAGCCAACAUCUUGCUAGAUGAGUUUGGCCAUGUCCGCAUCUCAGAUUUGGGGCUUGCCUGUGAUUUCUCCAAGAAGAAGCCUCACGCCAGUGUUGGCACACACGGGUACAUGGCGCCAGAGGUGCUGCAGAAGGGCGUAGCCUACGAUAGCAGCGCGGACUGGUUCUCUCUAGGCUGCAUGCUCUUCAAACUACUGAGGGGGCAUAGCCCCUUUCGGCAGCACAAGACUAAGGACAAACAUGAGAUUGACCGUAUGACACUCACUAUGUCUGUGGAGCUGCCUGACUCCUUCUCAGCUGAGCUGCGCUCUCUGCUGGAGGGGCUGCUACAGAGAGAUGUCAACCGCCGCCUGGGCUGCAUGGGCCGUGGGGCCCUUGAGGUAAAGGAGAGUCCCUUCUUCCAGGGUGUGGACUGGCAGAUGGUUUUCCUCCAGAAGUACCCACCCCCUUUGAUCCCACCUCGUGGAGAGGUGAAUGCAGCUGAUGCUUUUGACAUUGGUUCCUUUGAUGAAGAGGACACAAAAGGAAUCAAGCUGCUGGAUAGUGACCAGGAGCUGUACCGCAACUUUCCACUCACCAUCUCAGAGCGCUGGCAGCAGGAGGUGACCGAGACUGUUUUUGAGACCGUCAAUGCUGAGACUGACAAGCUGGAGGUCCGCAAAAGAGCCAAGAACAAGCUUCUGGGCCAUGAGGAAGAUUACGCCCUGGGCAAAGACUGUAUCAUGCAUGGCUACAUGUCAAAACUGGGGAACCCUUUCCUCACUCAGUGGCAGAGGCGAUACUUCUACCUCUUCCCAAACCGGCUGGAGUGGCGUGGAGAGGGAGAGUCCCCGCAGUCCCUGCUCACCAUGGAGGAGAUCCAGUCAGUGGAGGAGACACAGAUUAAGGAUCGAAAGUGUAUCCUGCUUAAGAUUCGAGGAGGCAAACAGUUUGUCCUGCAGUGUGAUAGUGACCCCGAGCUGGUGCAAUGGAAGAAGGAACUGCGCGACGCCUACCAGGAGGCUCAGCAGCUGCUGCAGAGGGUGCCCAAGAUGAAACAUAAGCCCCGCUCUCCGGUGGUGGAGCUGAGCAAGGUCCCACUGAUCCAGCGCAGCAGCAGCAGCACCAACGGCCUCUGACCCUCUUUGCUGCCCCUUCCCAUCCUUAAUUUAUUCAGCUGGGUUUGUCCACCGUCCCCACCCUCUCUCCCGUCUCUUUUUGCUGAUCGUCGUGACGUCCACCCCAGCCCCCUGGGGUAUUCUAGUGAGGGGGUGGGGCAUCCAGAAGAUGUGGGACAUGUGCCUCCCAAGCACAUGGGGACUGAUACCCAUUGAAGGGGAAGGAGCCUAGCUGGUAAGGUGGAUAAGAGUCUGCCCUUCCCCUGCUAAGCAAGGCUGGGAUUAAGACCCUGCUUCUAAACAGGACCAACGGAAGGGGAUGUUCUGAGGUGUGCCGUGCAUCUAGAGCACUUCCUGCUUCCCUCCCUCUGGUGCCAAACGCGUUAGUGUGCAUAUGAGGACCAUCACAGAGCCUGCUAGCUGAAGUGCUGCUCUUCAUGUGGUGAGUUCCCUUACACUAGCAGGAAUGAGAAGACAGCCACAUGACAAUCUGAAUCCCAGCCCCUUUGUAUUCUAGCUCCCGGCUCUGGCGAUGGUUGCACAGCCAGUCCUAAAGAAAGGGUACUCUGGUUCUGGCAGGAAGUGCUCAGGAGAGCACAUUUUUCACUGCCACUGCCCCCUUUGCUCAAAGAGUUAGGCAGCCAUUGUGCCAGAAGUAUCUCUCUUUCAGGACUGGCUGAGUUUCCAUUCUAGGGAUUGGAAGGAAUUGCCUUGAAGUUGUUACACCUUUCUAACAAAAAUGAAGGUUUGCCCCUGUUUUCUUCCCCCUCUCCAUACAAUCAUGUGUUCUUGAGUCCCAGUCCUUAAUCCUCACCUGUGCCCUCCUCUUGUCCCACUAGCUGCCAUUCCAGAUCUGAGAUCUCUGACUUGCGGUUGCUGUUGCUGCCAGUGUGCAGCCUUAAGAAUCAUGGUCCACUGCCUGUGCUAGCCCAGGCCUGAACAGGCAUUCUCUAUCAACAGUGCCAAAUUUCAAGAUGAUGUUUUGUGCCCAUCCCAGUUGGCCCAGCGGAGAGUCUGCCUACUCCCUGUGACCCCAGGCCAAAUCUGGACCAAGUUCCCUGCAUUUGACUGGCCCAGUCUGUGCUAUUGCCACUGACUCUUCUCCUUGGGAUGGGAUGAGAGCUGUCUCUGCUCUGCUGUCUCCACUGCCAAAACCCUGUCCUGCUUUGCUGUGGAAAGAGGGAGGGGCAGCAGGUUUCAUGCCAAAUUGAUUCUGAGCUGCCUGGGCCUUCUGCUCAGGGCCUCUCUGGGCUGGGGUUGGAGUGAGGGAUGCAGGAGCUGGAGGCUCAGCCCGAAUGAGGCUCUGUGCCAACUCCCAAGUAUCUGAAGGACUCUGUACAUAUCUCUGUGCCAAGAGGCCAGGCUGGGUUUGAAAAACUGGGCCUGCUCUUCCCCUCCCUUCCAGUAUCCCCUGUAUUAACAGCUUCCCUGCACCCAGCAGUGUUAGGAUUUCUCUCUCAAGAUAGGGAGGAAUCUCAGGUUGCAUUAACCCUGUACCCCUCCUCCUCCCAUUUGUGGUUAACAGAGGGGGUCGGGUUUGGGUGGACGGCUUUCGGUUGGGGAUCAGGUCUCGCCCCAUGAUCUCAUGCCCCAAGUGCAUGCGAUUGCCUCUGCUGCAUGCCCCCACCCCCAUGUGAUGAGUUCUGCCUGUUCUGCCACCUGACUUCCAUAUUGCUCCGAGGGUGAUUGACCCUAGAAGGGGAGAGUUCUCCUGCAGUGUCUGUAAAUAUUGAUCUCUGGUUUGUCUCUCUGGGUUAUUAUUAUGGAUUUUUUGCCGAUUUUUGAAUGUGAUUUUAAUGAGUGGGAUAAAAGACUGUUUUUAUAAUAAAAAAAUCCAAAACCCACAA
Molecule: messenger RNA, 4288 nt
Organism: Hemicordylus capensis (graceful crag lizard)
Lineage: Eukaryota; Metazoa; Chordata; Lepidosauria; Squamata; Cordylidae
Gene: GRK2
Product: G protein-coupled receptor kinase 2
Exons: 21
Coding region: 387-2462 (691 amino acids)
Biological process (GO): protein phosphorylation; regulation of the force of heart contraction; G protein-coupled receptor signaling pathway
Molecular function (GO): G protein-coupled receptor kinase activity; ATP binding; G protein-coupled receptor binding
Source: RefSeq, a predicted model, not a curated record